AUGGCGGUUUAUGGCCUUAGCGUCGAGUGGUACGAUGCCCAGCCGAUGUUGACGCGGGAGUUCGUCAUGCGCGUCUACGCUGAGGAACUUCAAGUUGAAAUGUACGACGCGAACUCGCGUCGCACAUUCCUAAAAAAAUCUCCACUUCCGAGUUCGAUUCGGUUGAACGAUUUACAUGUCGGGAACGAGAUUGUGUUGCACUCGCGGGCGUUAAAGAUUGUGCGAUAUGCCGAUCGAGCCACGGCCAUGGCUCUUAGCAAGUCUCAAAUCGUGUCGACAGUGCUUCUGACACCGGAGUGCAUUGCCUGCAGGAAGCUGGGCGCUGCAAUCUCAAUGCUGGAGGAUGCGGGCCUGACGAUAAAGAAGCUGAAGAUGGUAGCCCUUAACAAACCAGAAGCAGAUAAAUGCCUACAGCGACUACACAAGAGGCCGAAUGAAGGUAGCCAACUUAGCUCGAACAAAUGUGUCAUCGCGAGUGUGGCUGGCACGGAUGCUGUAGAAGCACUGACUCAGGCUUGCCGGGCAAUCUCCGAGUCCUUGGGUGCUCGCUUUGGUAGUAACUGUACUUGCUGCGUCGUGCGGCCCCACGCUGUGAUGGGCAAGCAGCUAGGGGCGAUCUUGUCACAUAUUGAAGCACUGCAGGCAUAUGAAAUUUCCGCUAUGGCACUGUUCAAACUUGACAUCCCAGCUGCAGCUGAAUUCCUCGAAAUCUACGAAGGCGUCAUUCCUGAGUUUGAGGCAUCAGUGAAACAGCUGAGUUCGGGUCCCUGUUGUGCUUUGGAGUUGCGAACCUCCGGCACGGCCGUACAGCAUUUUAGGGAGUCUUGCGGCCCAUGGGAUGUCAAUUUUGCUAAAGAGAUUCGUCCGCAAACUAUCCGCGCAAAGUUUGGCAUCGAUGGUGUCAAGAAUGCCGUACACUGCACCGACCUGCCAGAUGACGGUGAAUCCGAAGUCCGUUACUUUUUUGAAAUCCUGAAUCCAUGCUGA
Aureococcus anophagefferens is the source of this 987-nucleotide messenger RNA. RefSeq lists its product as hypothetical. The record is from RefSeq and is a predicted model, not a curated record. The transcript has 2 exons. Gene Ontology annotation, cellular component: centrosome. The coding region runs from base 1 to 987 and encodes 328 amino acids. Lineage: Eukaryota; Pelagophyceae; Pelagomonadales; Pelagomonadaceae.